Messenger RNA from Salvia miltiorrhiza (redroot sage), 2442 nucleotides. Its product is annotated as protein SEEDLING PLASTID DEVELOPMENT 1. The coding region runs from base 198 to 2150 and encodes 650 amino acids. The transcript has 9 exons. Gene Ontology annotation, molecular function: ATP hydrolysis activity. Lineage: Eukaryota; Viridiplantae; Streptophyta; Magnoliopsida; Lamiales; Lamiaceae. The record is from RefSeq and is a predicted model, not a curated record.
GUGGAGUAAUAUUUUAUUUUUCAUAAUGCAUAAAGCCGAAUAUGUAGUAUUCUUUUGUCCUAAUUAAAACUGAAAAAAGACAAGAAAAGUGGUUCGUAUCCCAAUCAAUCCUCUACACAAAACUCGGAUAAGCUGGACAACUUUUAGCAACCCCCAAAUUCCAAUACCUAACCAUCCCAAAUCCAAAUCCCAAUCCCAUGCUGAUUUUACCGCCAAAAAGCCAGUGCUGCUCUCUCCCUCUGCAUCUCCCCUUCAAACCCUCUCCAACCCCAUACACCCGCUUCCACAUUCCCACCACACGAAAACUCUCCUGGCUGGGCUUCAAAGGCCGGAAUCUCAGAGUUUCUCCUCUUCUGAACUCAUCAGCGCCGCAAUUGCCGCCUCAUGAUGCAACGGGUAGCGCCGAAGAAUUCAAAGUGGAACUGGGUCGGCUGCUGGCGCUUUUGCCGGAGGAGAUGCGGCGCAGGGUGAACGAACAUCCUGAGCUCCAUGACUUGAUUGAGGUGAUCAUGGACUUGGGCCGGAAACCGCUGGCCCGGUUCCCGUCUGGGGAUUUCGUGCUGUCGGAUCACCCGAUUACAAUGGAGGACAUUCUACAUGCCACCUCCCAGGUUGGGGACUUUGCAGUUGAUAACCGAGCUGGAAUUAGCAGAACACUGCACCGUAUUAGCGCAAUUAGAAACAGGAAAGGUGGAAUUAUUGGUUUAACUUGUCGCGUUGGUCGUGCAGUGUCUGGAAGUGCCAAAUUAUUGCGAGAUUUAGUUAAAGAUGGUGCUUCAUUGCUACUUAUCGGGCCUCCUGGGGUGGGGAAAACCACAAUUAUAAGGGACAUAGCUCGUAUGCUUGCAAAUGAGUAUGAGAUGCGUGUAAUGAUUGUUGACACCUCAAAUGAAAUUGGAGGUGAUGGAGACAUUCCACACUCAGGAAUAGGCAAUGCUCGCAGGAUGCAAGUCCCACACACUGAUGUCCAACAUAAGGUGUUGAUAGAAGCCGUUGAAAAUCAUAUGCCACAAGUAAUUGUGAUUGAUGAAAUUGGCACAAAACUUGAAGCUGCGGCUGCUAGUACAAUUGCUCAACGUGGAAUUCAACUAGUUGCAACUGCUCAUGGAGUAACCAUUGAGAAUUUAGUGAUGAAUCCUGCAUUAGAGAUGCUUGUUGGAGGAGUGCAGAGUGUCACACUGGGAGAUGAAGAGGCAAGUAGGAGAGGAGUUCAAAAGUCUGUGUUGGAAAGGAAAGGACCAUCAACUUUCACUUGUGGGGUGGAGAUAAUUUCUAAAGCAGAGUUGCGAGUCCAUCGUAAUUUAGAAGCAACAGUAGAUGCUAUACUUGCAGGUCGCUACCCUAGUUUUGAGGUCCGAAAGUUGAACCACGGAACAACUGGAUUGGAGUCAAAUUUAUUAACUCCUGAUUUAUCUGAGAUGAGCAGUGAAAGUUGGACUGAAGAUACUUUUGAAAUGAUUGAUGAUUCAUCUUGCCAGGAUGCAAUUGCCUCAGAAGGGAAUUCUUAUAAAGAUGAGGACCAUCUCUGCAUAUUUCUUUAUGGGAUAUCAGAGGCAAGCAUCAUGCAAGGGAUAAAGCAGUUGAAGAUAGAUGAUACAAUUGAAUUUACCGACAACAUCAGCGAAGCAGAUGUGUUAAUAGCUUUGCAGUCCAAGCUCAAAAAGAAUUCUCGGCUACAAGCUGCUGCAAGAUCUCAAGGCCUUCCUACCUAUGUCAUCAAGACAAGCUCUUUGGCUCAGAUAAUGAGGAUCAUACAAGCUUUAAUGUCUGACUAUGCGGAUGGUUUUGAAUUUUAUGAAUCUGAAGCUAAGGAAAAUGACUCAGAGAAAAUUGAUGCUUUGGAGGAAGCAAGAAUUGCUAUCGAGCAAAGAGUAAUCCCGAAGGGAGAGCCUGCUGAUCUGCUUCCCCGCUCAUUAAAUAUACUACUGCUUCAGAAGGACCUCAUUCGUAAAUACAAUCUCAAAUCAGAAAGAAUUGUUUCUGAGCUUGGUGUGCGGCUCAGGAUCCUUCCUCUACAGAGUACAGUCAAUGGAGACUCUGAAGGAAAAGAAGCUGGUGAUUCUAGCAACUCUGAAAACUUUUAUGAGCUAAACAGUGAAACAAACGGGUCUGCUAGCAGUGUCAACAGAUUACCUCUUCUUCCUGACUAAAUAUAGUUGGGCCGAAUCUCGUCUCCUCAUCCCACAUCAAAGAUCAUAGAAGCACAGGUAUGUAUGUAACGUGGUGCUCACUCUCAGCCUAUUAAUUACUAGCUUUCAAUCAUAAUCUCUCAUAGAGCUUGUUUUCAUUCAGACAUCAUAAAGUUCCAAUUAGCACAUUUCGCCUUCUUUUUUUUUCUUCCUGAAAGACCUUAUAUUUGUUGAUCACACUAUUGUAGGUGCUCUUUUCUGGAAACUAUUUUGCUUCUAAUAGAAAUUUGCUUUAAGAUAACUUCCAUAAAUA